This is a messenger RNA of Tauraco erythrolophus (red-crested turaco), 2187 nucleotides long. NCBI's taxonomy places the organism in Eukaryota, Metazoa, Chordata, Aves, Musophagiformes, Musophagidae. The record is from RefSeq and is a predicted model, not a curated record.
AUGCCUGAAAAUCCUGCUGCAGAUAAACAGCAGGUGCUACAGAUCCUUGAUCGUCUGCAAGCGAAACUGCGUGAGAAAAGAGAUUCCCAACAUAAUGAAAACCUGACUGUUCUGCGUAACACGCUCAGGAGCCCUUUGUUUAACCAGAUACUGACCCUCCAGCAAUCCAUCAAGCAACUGAAGGAACAACUCAAUUAUAUGCCUCCUGACCGUUCAGUAGAUUUCGAUUUUACUAAGAGAGGGCUACUGGUGUUUGCUGACAGAUCAGUUGCUGCUGGGAACGUGUAUACACCGUGCAGUUCACCUGAACCCAAAGCAUCUACCUUCGCUCCAAACCUGGGAGUUAAGGAAUUUAACGCAAUCAUCCAACAGAUGGCAAAGGGGAGACAAAUAGAAUCGAUAAAGAUUGAAAAGCCUUCUGUUGGAGGUCUUGGAUUUAGUGUGGUUGCCCUUAAAAAUCACAGCUUGGGAGAAGUUGGUAUCUUUGUCAAGGAAGUCCAGCCAGGAAGCAUAGCUGACAGGGAUCAAAGACUGAAGGAAAAUGACCACAUACUGGCCAUUAAUUGCACCCCAUUGGAUCAGAACAUUUCCCAUCAGCACGCUAUUGCCCUCCUCCAGCAAUCCACAGGAUCUCUACAUCUGGUUGUUGCUAGGGAGCCAGUUCACGGAAACAGCAGAACUUCGGCUGUCUUAUUAAGUGAUAUAAAUCCACCUGAGACCAUUCACUGGGGCCACGUUGAAGACGUUGAGCUGAUUAACGAUGGUUCAGGAUUAGGCUUUGGAAUUGUAGGAGGAAAGUCGAGUGGAGUAGUUGUAAGAACAAUUGUUCCUGGGGGAUUAGCAGAUCGGGAUGGGAGGCUCCGGACAGGAGAUCACAUCUUACAGAUUGGAGGCACCAAUGUGCAAGGAAUGACCAGUGAGCAAGUUGCCCAAGUGCUGAGGAACUGUGGGAAUUCUGUUAGGAUGAUUGUUGCAAGAGACCCGAAGUGUGAAAUUAUGGAGGCUCCACCAGCUCCUGUGAGCUGGCCAGUCAGUACAUUACCUUCCUUUCAAAAUGGAAACGAUAAUACCGACUUUUUUGAGACCUGUGAUGUUGAACUUAUAAAAAAGAAUGGGCAAAGCCUGGGGAUAACAAUUGUCGGAUAUGCUGGCACAUGUGAUGUGGCUGAACCUUCAGGGAUUUUUGUGAAAAAUAUAAUACCUGGUAGUGCUGCUGACCACAAUGGCCAGAUUCAUGUUCAUGACAAGAUUGUUGCUGUUGAUGGAGUUAAUAUACAGGAUUAUACCAACCAAGAAGUAGUAGAGGCAUUGCGUAACACAGGACAGAUUGUACGCCUUACUUUACUGAGAAGGAAACCUUCUUCUAUUAUUUCUUCAGAAGGACCUUCAGAUAGAGUGCAGCCAAUAGUUCCAACCUUUGUGUCCCCUGGAGCUGUAGGGACUGAAACUAGUGUGGAUACUAAGAAAGAGAAAAACAAAGAACAGAAGGAUAAUCUUCAAUAUGAAAAGAAGCAGAGCCUACAUAAAACAGGAACAGUCCCACUCCCUCCAGCCUAUGAGCUGAAAUCCAAGUGGGAAAACCUGCUGGGACCUGAAUACACAGUUAUGGUUGUGAAUGUGGAUAUGCCCAUUACAGAUGACUCAGAGCUUCAGAAGUACUCGAAGCUAUUACCCAUCCACACUUUGAGAUUAGGAGUUGAGCUUGACACGUUUGAUGGACACCAUUAUAUAUCAUCAAUUGCUUCAGAUGGUCCAGCUGCAACACUUGGUCUUCUGCAACUGGAGGAUGAACUUCUGGAGGUAAAUGGAGUUCAGCUAUGUGGAAAAUCACGCCGUGAGGCUAUCACUUUUCUAAAAGAAGUGCCACCCCCAUUUACACUGGUUUGCUGUCGGCGACUUUUUGAUGACGGCAGUGAGUCCCUUGUGGAUGAACCCACCGUGGGAGCUUCCCCUCCAGAACAAAAGGUGAAACUGGAGGAAGACAUGAAUCCUGAGGAGGAAGAAGGGGAAUUAGCAUUAUGGUCUCCUGAUGUGAGAGUUAUUGAACUGGAGAAAGACAAAAAUGGUUUAGGAUUCAGCAUUUUAGACUAUCAGAACCCCAGAAACCCUGCUCGUACGGACGUGGUCGUUGAUGACAGUGAGCGACGCCAGACGUGCUGCAGAAGUGGAGGAACGCUGAGCAAUUAG